This is a messenger RNA of Chionomys nivalis (European snow vole), 1965 nucleotides long. It is a transcript of the gene Kcnip1, whose product is annotated as potassium voltage-gated channel interacting protein 1. Gene Ontology annotation, molecular function: potassium channel regulator activity; calcium ion binding; transmembrane transporter binding. Gene Ontology annotation, biological process: regulation of potassium ion transmembrane transport. Bases 605 to 1171 code for a protein of 188 amino acids. Gene Ontology annotation, cellular component: voltage-gated potassium channel complex. The transcript has 10 exons. Lineage: Eukaryota; Metazoa; Chordata; Mammalia; Rodentia; Cricetidae. The record is from RefSeq and is a predicted model, not a curated record.
GGAGCGCGGCUCCCGCACCGCACGCGGCGCGGGCUCGGCAGCCUCGGCCGGGCGGGCACGCCGGCCCCGUGUCCAGCACCAGGCAGGCAGGCUUCGGGGCUCGGGGCUCAGCCUUCGGCGAGGCCAGAGGUCCGGUGGGGUGCCCGCACUGGGGGGCGCCAGCGAAGGCUCCCGAGAGCCGCUGGCCCUGGGAGUCAGUGCAUGUGCCCGGCUGAAGACAGCAGCAGCCAGAAGCUCCCGGCACCCUGGCCCCACGCUCUCUGAAUACCAAGCUGCAGGCGAGCUACCCGGGGCUUUUUGCUCUCUUGCUUUUCCUCUCCUCAAAUUCAGAGUGGGCAAUCCACACCGAUUUCUUUUCAGGGAAGGGGAGAGACAGGGCCUGGGGUCCCAAGUCACACACAAGUCUUCGCUGCCAUGGGGGCCGUCAUGGGCACCUUCUCAUCCCUGCAGACCAAACAAAGGCGACCCUCUAAAGGUAAGUCAGGUUCGAGCAGUCGAGAGGGCUGUGCGAUGCCACAUUUGGCGGUGUGGGAUCCCAAGUCGCCACAACAUCGCCUGGUGGUAUUACCAGUAUCAGAGAGACAAGAUCGAGGAUGAACUAGAGAUGACCAUGGUUUGCCACCGGCCUGAGGGACUGGAACAGCUUGAGGCCCAGACGAACUUCACCAAGAGGGAGCUGCAAGUCCUUUACCGAGGAUUCAAAAAUGAGUGCCCCAGUGGCGUGGUCAAUGAAGAAACAUUCAAGCAGAUCUACGCGCAGUUUUUCCCUCAUGGAGAUGCCAGCACGUAUGCCCAUUACCUCUUCAAUGCCUUCGACACCACCCAGACAGGCUCUGUGAAGUUCGAGGACUUCGUGACGGCUCUGUCUAUUUUACUGAGAGGGACAGUCCAUGAAAAGCUAAGGUGGACAUUUAAUUUGUAUGACAUCAAUAAAGACGGCUACAUAAACAAAGAGGAGAUGAUGGACAUAGUCAAAGCCAUCUACGACAUGAUGGGGAAAUACACCUAUCCUGUGCUCAAAGAGGAUACUCCCAGGCAGCAUGUGGAUGUCUUCUUCCAGAAAAUGGAUAAAAAUAAAGAUGGCAUCGUAACUUUAGAUGAAUUUCUUGAAUCCUGUCAGGAGGAUGACAACAUCAUGAGAUCUCUACAGCUGUUCCAAAACGUUAUGUAAUGAAGGACACUCGUGAUCCUGCUCUCAGAGACACGGAACAAACACCUCAACGCCCUGAUCUGCCCUUGUUCUGAUUUUACACACCAACUCUUGGGACAGAAAUACCUUUUACACUUUGGAAGAAUUCUCUGCUGAAGACUUUCUACAAAACCUGGUAUCGCGUGGCUCAGUCUCUGAUUGCCAACUCGUUCUCCUUCCUCCUCUUGAGAGAGACGAGAUGAAACCUGAGUUUGUUUCAGAAGCAUGCCCAUCUCUUCAUGCUGCUGCCCUGUGGAAGGCCCCUCUGCUCGAGCUUAAACAGUAGUGCACAAUUUUAUGCUUACAUGUCCCCGACUCACUGCCUCCAAGUCAGGCAGACCCAGAGGAAUCUGGAAGCCAGAGGACCUGAGCCAAAUGUCCACCAUCCUCCGGUGGCUUCCCAAGCCAACGUGCCUGUUUCUCUUCCUCUGGUGGGAAGAAAGAGUGUUAUGCAGAACAAUUAGAGUUUAUUGUGACAAGAUUGGGAGAAGGCAGCACCUAACACAUGUAGAAUAGGACAGAAUUAUCAAGCAUGGUGUCAUCAGAUGACCCAAACUGCUCAUGUCUUUUGUUUCCAGAGGUGGAGAGUAAUAAUUCUCCCACACUAGCAUCCGUGCUCAUAGAACAAGUCUCUUAACACGCCUGGGAGGGGAACCAUGGCCCAGUGGUCUGGCCCUUCUCUCCAUUCAUCCCCUGCUCAAGCUCACACUGCAUGUCCCUCCCAGAACGUCCAGAAUGCCUGUGAAAUGCUGUACUUUUAUACCCUGUUCUAAUCA